AUGUUCGGAAACAUCGGCGGCCUCAUCAGCACCUGGUCCUUCCUACCCUUCGACGCACCGAACUACCACAUUGGGAAUGGACUCAACUUGGCAACUGCCACCACGACGCUCCUUCUUGGGGCUGGCCUGUGGACUUACAUGACUUGGGACAAUCGCCGGCGUGCGCGUGUGGAUGUCCCCAACGCCUUGGCAGGCCUUUCCCAGCAACAGAUCCAGGACUUGGACUGGCGCAAUCCUGGGUUCCGCUGGCGUCCCUAG
This is a messenger RNA of Penicillium salamii, 258 nucleotides long. NCBI's taxonomy places the organism in Eukaryota, Fungi, Ascomycota, Eurotiomycetes, Eurotiales, Aspergillaceae. The record is from the annotation of a GenBank genome assembly.